AUGCAGCAACCACUUCGAGUAUUAGAGUUUUUUUCAGGAAUAGGCGGUCUGCAUUAUGGAUUAGAACGGGCAGAAUCUACUGCUACUGUUCUUGCAAGCUUUGACGUGAAUGAGCAUGCCAACUCUUGUUAUCAACACAAUUUUGGCAUCAAACCAUCCAACAAGAGCAUCGACACACUCACAGCUAAAGACAUUGAAAAGUAUGAUUCAAAUUGUUGGCUGCUCUCUCCGCCUUGUCAGCCAUUCACUCAAGGUGGAAAAAGUCUGGAUCAUCAAGACAAUCGAUCACUUGCUUUGCUGCGUAUUAUCGAAAUACUCCAGCACAUUGCAAUCCCUCCCAGAUUUGUGUUUGUGGAAAAUGUUCCCAAUUUCGAGACUUCUGAAUGCCGAUCUCGACUGGUUCAAACUCUUGACCAAUGCAAUUACGAUGUCAAGGAGUACCUAAUCAGUCCUAUUCAAAUUGGUAUUUCAAACGAUCGUCGAAGAUAUUAUCUUGCCGCUAAACUACGCAGUAGCAUUUCAACUGGCAAAUCCAACCUGUCUUGCUUGCAAACAUCACAUAUGAUUACAAGACUAGAUUCGGAAUCAUCCGGCAUUGCAUUGCCCAUCCCUCCAGCAAUAUCAACCUAUUUGGAGCAGCAUUGUGAUAUACCAGAAUUCCUUGUUCCUGAACAAUAUAUUCUUAAAAGGAAAACAUUCCGUUUCGACCUGGUCAAACCAACUGAUACGCGCUGCUCAUGUUUUACCAAGGCAUAUGGAUCCCAUCACAUUAUUGGAUCUGGAUCGUUUCUACAAACAGCCAACCUUGAUGUGAGUAGUCGAGUAUUUGCAAUAGUAGCAUCUCGUCCUCGGUUUUUCACUCCCCGAGAAAUUGCUCGAUUGCACGGAUUUCCAAUUGAUGGUGUAUUGAAUGGUUCAAUUGGCAUGCUGCAUACGUUUGAAUUCCCAGACUCAGUGCCUAGAUCGCAACAAUAUAAACUACUGGGCAAUUCUUUGAGCGUAGAUGUUGUCGCACAUUUAUUGAAGCUGUUGUUUUUGGAUAGCGAUGUCUGA
Molecule: messenger RNA, 1053 nt
Organism: Batrachochytrium dendrobatidis JAM81
Lineage: Eukaryota; Fungi; Chytridiomycota; Chytridiomycetes; Rhizophydiales
Exons: 4
Coding region: 1-1053 (350 amino acids)
Cellular component (GO): nucleus
Molecular function (GO): methyltransferase activity
Source: RefSeq, a predicted model, not a curated record